AUGAUUUUCACUUCAUUAACUAAAAUUUUAAAUAAAUCCUCAUCAUCAUCAACCUUAAGUAAAACCUUUGAUAACAAUUCCAAAUCAAUUGCAAUUAAUUUUGAAAAAUCAAAUGUUCAAAGUACUACCAUUUUAAAUAAUCCACUCGGUCCUCAAGGUGGAGUCGGUCCAUACUUUUGA
This is a messenger RNA of Dictyostelium discoideum AX4, 180 nucleotides long. RefSeq lists its product as hypothetical. NCBI's taxonomy places the organism in Eukaryota, Evosea, Eumycetozoa, Dictyosteliales, Dictyosteliaceae. The record is from RefSeq and is a predicted model, not a curated record. The coding region runs from base 1 to 180 and encodes 59 amino acids. The transcript has a single exon.